Molecule: messenger RNA, 3729 nt
Organism: Salvelinus namaycush (lake trout)
Lineage: Eukaryota; Metazoa; Chordata; Actinopteri; Salmoniformes; Salmonidae
Product: glutamine--fructose-6-phosphate aminotransferase [isomerizing] 2-like
Exons: 17
Biological process (GO): UDP-N-acetylglucosamine metabolic process; carbohydrate derivative biosynthetic process; fructose 6-phosphate metabolic process
Molecular function (GO): L-glutamine:D-fructose-6-phosphate transaminase (isomerizing) activity; carbohydrate derivative binding
Source: RefSeq, a predicted model, not a curated record
UUUGACCUCAUUGCAGGGAUCUUUGCCUACCUCAAUUACUGUGUGCCUCGCACCAGAAAGGAAAUAUUUGAGACAUUGGUGAAGGGACUGCAGAGGUUGGAGUACAGAGGCUACGAUUCAGCAGGCAUCGCUGUGGAUGGUGACAAAAACACGACGACAGAUGGCGUCAACAACAACAACAUCGUUCUCAUUAAGAAGAAAGGCAAAGUCAAGGCCCUGGAUGAAGAGCUCUACAAGAAAGACUGCAUGGAUCUGGAGGUGGAGUUGGACACACACUUUGGCAUGGCUCACACACGCUGGGCCACACACGGAGAACCCAGCGCCCUCAACAGCCAUCCCCACCGCUCCGACAAGAACAAUGAGUUUGUUGUCGUCCACAAUGGCAUCAUUACCAACUACAAAGAGUUAAAGAAGUACCUGAACUCCAAGGGCUAUGAGUUUGAGUCAGAGACGGAUACAGAGGUCAUCCCUAAACUGAUCAAAUACAUUUACGACAACCGAGAGAGAGAAGACCUGUCCUUCUCUACCCUGGUGGAGAGGGUCAUUCAACAGCUGGAGGGGGCCUUCGCUCUGAUGUUUAAAAGCAGUUAUUUCCCCGGAGAGGCGGUAGCCACCAGGAGAGGAAGUCCUCUGCUCAUUGGUGUGCGGAGCAAGUAUGAGCUGUCUGCAGAGCACAUUCCAAUCCAGUACAACACUGCUAUGUUCAAAGAGGGGAUCCAGGAAAAGAACAGCCAUAACCGGCCAGAUAUCUCCAAUGCUGUGAAUUCCGCUGAAGACGGCAAGGCUGUGGAGUACUACUUUGCUUCUGACGCUAGUGCCAUCAUAGAGCACACCAACAAGGUGAUCUACCUGGAGGAUGAUGAUAUAGCAGCGGUUGUAGGGGGGAAGCUGUCCCUCCAUAGGCUGAACCGCCAGGCAGGGGAGGUUCCUGUCCGGGCCAUCCAGACCCUCCAGAUGAAAUUGCAGGAGAUCAUGAAAGGUAACUUUGAGGCGUUCAUGCAAAAGGAGAUCUUUGAACAGCCAGAGUCCGUGUUCAACACCAUGAGGGGGCGGAUCUGCUUCGACACCAACAAAGUGAUCCUGGGGGGAUUGAAGGACCACCUGAAGGAGAUCAAACGCUGCAGACGCCUCAUCAUGAUUGGCUGUGGAACCAGCUUCCAUGCUGCCGUGGCUACCAGACAAGUUCUGGAGGAGCUGACAGAGCUUCCUGUCAUGGUGGAGCUGGCUAGCGACUUCCUAGAUCGCAACACGCCCGUCUUCAGAGACGACGUCUGCUUCUACAUCAGCCAAUCAGGUGAGACGGCAGACACCCUGAUGGCUCUGAGGUACUGUAAGGAUAGAGGUGCUCUGACGGUGGGGGUCACCAACACAGUGGGCUCCUCCAUCUCCAGAGACACAGACUGCGGGGUGCACAUCAAUGCUGGGCCAGAGAUAGGGGUUGCCAGCACCAAGGCCUACACCAGCCAGUUUGUGGCUCUCAUCAUGUUUGGUCUGAUGAUGAGUGAGGACAGGAUCUCCCUGCAGACAAGGAGGCUGGAGAUCAUCAAUGGACUCAGGAUACUCCCAGAGUUGAUCAAGAAGGUGUUGUCUCUGGAUAAGAACAUCAAGUCCAUAGCAGAUGAGCUAUAUGAACAGAGGUCUUUGCUGGUCAUGGGCCGAGGCUUCAACUAUGCUACCUGUCUAGAGGGGGCACUGAAAAUCAAGGAAAUCACCUACAUGCAUUCAGAGGGCAUCCUGGCUGGGGAGCUGAAGCACGGUCCUCUGGCUCUGAUUGACAAGCACAUGCCGGUCAUCAUGAUCAUCAUGAGAGACGCCUGCUACACCAAGUGUCAGAACGCACUGCAGCAAGUCACAGCCAGAUCGGGGCGGCCGAUUAUCCUGUGUUGCCAGGAUGACCCAGAGGUGUCUAAGAAUGCGUAUAAGACCAUUGAGCUGCCUCAGACAGUGGACUGUCUCCAGGGCAUCCUCAGUGUCAUCCCUCUGCAACUCUUGUCCUUUCACCUGGCCGUGCUGCGAGGAUACGACGUGGACUGUCCCAGGAACCUGGCCAAGUCUGUCACAGUGGAGUAGAACCAGACAGACAGGCAGAAGGCAGUAGAGGCCACAUCACUGCUCUGCUGAGGAGAGAGACAGAGGAGGCGAAGCCAUCAAAGUGCAAUUAUGUGUGUAGAAGGUGUUUGUGUGUGUUUUUGGUUUGACCAUCCUUGUGGGGGCUAGAAGUAAAACAAGGAUAGUUAAUAGUAAAACAAGGCAAAUUGGGAUAAGGGGGGACAUUUUGCCGAUCAACACAAGGAAAAAGGCUAUUUUAGGCUUAGGGGUUAGGUUUAGGUUUAAGAGGGUUUAUUUUUAUAUUGGUAUCAAACCUUGGGUUGCACGGGCCUAUUGCAACUUUCUACCCUGUUUCUGUGUUGCACCUUUUACCGGUCUGGAGAAAGUGGGAGGACAUGAGAUAUAAUUUUGAAUGGAAAUCAAUUUUAUGGUACCCACAAGGAUAUUAAAACGUGCGUGCGUGCAUGCAUGUGUGUGAAUAGAGGGACGUGACAUUUUUAAAGCAUAGAAAUCCUAUUGACACACAAGUCCUAUUGACACACUGUUGAGGCGGUGCCAUUGACCUUUUGGGCCUUGUAGAGAGAGAGAGCAAAUCUCACACAACUUUGACCAUCUGUCAAAUCAGCAUUAUCUCCAAUAAUGCCUCCAAAGCAAGAUCCUUUCACUAUACAGUACUGUGCACACUGUGACUUAUACCAAAUGUGUGCCUUGUCCACAAACAGUUGAGCCAAAAAUACAUAUUGUAGGAGUAAUGCAUUUAGUUGGUGUAUUGAAGUGCUUACAAUUGUGCAAUAUGGGAGGCAUUGUGAAUGUUUUCGAUAAUCGUUGUUAAAUGGGUUCUCUGUCCCGUGGGAGUUUAUUAGCUUUGCAUCUUGGGGAGUGUAGGCUAUUCUAUAGCAUUCUGUUAUCCUGCGGAGCCAAUAGCUAGCAUAUUGUAGGGAACUAUUCUGAAAAGCUCUAUGUAGGCUAUUGGGACAUAACACUUGUGAUGUAGGGCCUACACACAUUGCUUUGGUGUACUGUACACAAAAAUGCAUUCCUUGUGGUCCCAUAAUCAAGGGGCACUUUAUUUAUCACUCCUUUGUCAGAGUGAAUCUAAUAUGAUUUUACUCAUGAGGGGAUUACUGUUCAUCAUCUACACUCCAAUCUGUUGAAAAGGGCCGGAUGACACUGCUACAGGCUUGUGAGAUACUAUAAGAAUUAUACUUCCUUUCAUUUACUACCCUUUCAUGAAUCAUUAUUCUCUGUUUAGUCAUUGUAUGGCGUUCAUCAUUGCAAUCAUAUUAUGUUCUCUGUCAUGCAGCGCUGUGAGAGACAUCUCUGUCCUAUUCUAUGAAGACUGUUUGGGGGUCCAUUGGCUUAUUUAUGUAUGAAGACCAAUUGGUUGCACUUACUUUUAUAGUGGAUUUAAUCUCCCAGAGUGUUAUCCACAAUGGCAAUAUUGACAUGCCCUAACUCUUGUUCUCGAAAAUGUGAGGCACUUCCCUUGACAUCUCAAUAUAAGACUGAUAUGCAUAAAGUGAUAUGAAUUGUAGUUUUGUACUGUAUAGGGUAAAACAUGUUAUAUUGAGAUGUACUGUAGUUAAUGUAUUUAUCUGUUUUUUAUGGGGGUUAAAGAAAGUUGGGCUGGUUUAUCACAAACUAUGAUUGUAUUUUAUAAUAUACACUAAUCAAAUCAAA